This is a messenger RNA of Rattus norvegicus (Norway rat), 535 nucleotides long. RefSeq names its product presenilin enhancer gamma secretase subunit (gene Psenen). Gene Ontology annotation, cellular component: endoplasmic reticulum membrane; membrane; Golgi apparatus. The record is from RefSeq and is marked provisional. Bases 110 to 415 code for a protein of 101 amino acids. Gene Ontology annotation, biological process: negative regulation of TORC1 signaling; protein processing; amyloid precursor protein metabolic process. The transcript is spliced from 4 exons. NCBI's taxonomy places the organism in Eukaryota, Metazoa, Chordata, Mammalia, Rodentia, Muridae. Gene Ontology annotation, molecular function: endopeptidase activator activity; enzyme binding; molecular function inhibitor activity.
CAGGCAGAAGGGGUAAACCCCACUGGGGCGUGAUUGUUCGUGAUCUUGUGCCUGUCAUUUGGGUCUUGCUCUGCAAGCCAAAUUAGUGCCACCAGGCUCCAGCGCAACUAUGAACUUAGAGCGGGUGUCCAAUGAGGAGAAGUUGAACCUGUGCCGGAAGUACUAUCUUGGUGGAUUUGCAUUUCUGCCUUUUCUUUGGUUGGUCAACAUUUUCUGGUUCUUCAAAGAGGCCUUCUUCGCUCCAGCCUACACAGAGCAGAGCCAAAUCAAAGGCUAUGUUUGGCGCUCAGCUGUGGGCUUCCUCUUCUGGGUGAUUGUUCUCACCACCUGGAUCACCAUCUUCCAGAUCUACCGGCCCCGCUGGGGUGCUCUUGGGGACUACCUCUCCUUCACCAUUCCCCUGGGCACUCCCUGACAACUUCACGAGCUGUUCUUUCUCCCAGGAUGGGCUUUUCUGUUCUAAGUUUUCUCUCAGACCCUGAAGACAUCUGUUUCCCAUUUCCCAUCUGCUCCAAUAAAGGACCCUAACUUUAAA